Capsaspora owczarzaki ATCC 30864 is the source of this 3273-nucleotide messenger RNA. RefSeq names its product N-acetyltransferase 10. Lineage: Eukaryota; Filasterea; Ministeriida; Capsasporidae. The record is from RefSeq and is a predicted model, not a curated record. The coding region runs from base 1 to 3273 and encodes 1090 amino acids. Gene Ontology annotation, biological process: rRNA acetylation involved in maturation of SSU-rRNA. The transcript is spliced from 10 exons. Gene Ontology annotation, cellular component: 90S preribosome; nucleolus. Gene Ontology annotation, molecular function: tRNA binding; 18S rRNA cytidine N-acetyltransferase activity; ATP binding.
AUGCGCAAGAAGAUUGACGCGCGCAUCCGCACGUUGAUUGAGAAUGGCGUUCAGACGAGCCAUCGCUCGUUCUUUGUGAUUGUCGGCGACCACGGCCGCGACCAGGUCGUCAACCUCCACUAUAUGCUCAGCAAGACUGUUGUCAAGACGCGCCCGUCCGUCCUGUGGUGCUACAAGAAAGAGCUCGGAUUUUCAAGCCACAAGCAGAAGCGCAUGCGCCAGAUCAAGAAGAAAAUCCAGCGCGGCUUGCUUGACCCGGACAAAGACGAUCCGUUCGAGCUCUUCAUCUCGUCGACCAACAUUCGCUACACGUACUAUGCCGACACACACAAGAUUCUCGGUAACACGUACGGCAUGUGCGUUCUUCAGGACUUUGAGGCGUUGUCACCCAACAUGCUCGCUCGUACAAUCGAGACCGUGGAAGGCGGUGGCGUCGUCGUGCUGUUGCUGCGUACCAUGAAGUCUCUCAAGCAGCUCUUCACCAUGAGCAUGGAGGUGCACGCGCGCUAUCGCACAGAGUCGCAUCAAGACGUCGUCGGUCGCUUCAACGAGCGCUUCAUUCUGUCGCUCGCGACGUGCAAGACCUGCCUUGUUGUGGACGAUGAGCUCAAUGUGCUCCCUCUCUCGGAGCAUUCUCUCAGCAUCACGGCUGUGCCACCAAAGUCCUCGACGGCGCUCUCGGAGGCCGAUCAAGAGCUGCAAGAGCUCAAGGACUCGUUGGCCGACACCCAGCCUGCUGGUGCCCUGAUCAGCAAUGCCAAGACCAUCGAUCAAGCCAAGGCAGUCCUCACCUUUAUCGAAGCCAUUUCCGAAAAGACCCUGCGCAGCACGGUGACCCUGACUGCCGCUCGUGGUCGUGGUAAAUCGUCCGCCCUUGGUCUGGCGAUCGCUUCUGCCGUUGCCUACGGCCCCGAAAACCUCAAAACACUGUUCGAGUUUGUGUUCAAGGGCUUUGACGCGCUCGAGUACCAGGAGCACAUUGAUUACGAGCUUGUGCAGUCCACCAAUCCCGAUCUGAACAAGGCUAUUGUGCGCGUGAACGUCUUCCGCUCGCACCGCCAGACCAUCCAGUACAUUCAGCCACAAGACGUGCAUCGCCUGGGACAGGCCGAGCUGCUCGUCAUUGAUGAAGCCGCCGCCAUUCCGCUGCCGAUUGUGCGCGAGCUUCUCGGCCCGUACCUCGUGUUCAUGGCUUCGACCAUCAACGGCUACGAAGGCACUGGUCGAUCGCUCUCGCUCAAGCUCAUCCAGCAGCUUCGCAAGCAGCAGUCUGCCACCGGAGCCGCCGCAUCCACCUCCUCGAGUGCUGCAGCGGCCUCGACGAGCAUUUCCAGUAGCGCACGUACGCUGCGGGAGCUAGCUUUGGAGACCCCCAUUCGUUACGCCGCCGGCGAUCCAGUCGAAAAGUGGCUGAACGAGCUCCUGUGCCUUGAUGUUGGCAGCGUGCCCCGCUCGCUCUCGUCCGGCUGCCCGCACCCCAAAAAGUGCGACCUGUACUACAUCAACCGCGACACGCUCUUCUCGUUCCACAAAGCCUCGGAGAGCUUCUUGCAGCGUCUGAUGGCGCUGUACGUGGCGUCGCACUACAAGAACUCGCCAAACGACCUCCAGCUCAUCAGCGAUGCCCCAGCGCACCACCUCUUCUGCUUGCUGGGCCCGGUCGAUCCUUCGCAAAACGCGCUGCCUGAGGUGCUUUGCGUCGUCCAAGUCUGCCUUGAAGGCGAGAUUUCUCGCGACGUGAUUAGCCGAUCCUUGGCGCAGGGUGUUCGCGCCUCGGGCGAUCUCAUUCCAUGGACCAUUUCGCAGCAAUACCAAGACAACGACUUUGGCUCCCUCUCUGGCGCGCGUGUCGUUCGCAUUGCCACUCACCCCGACUACAUGAGCAUGGGCUACGGCGCUCGCGCGCUCGAGCUGCUCGGUCAGUACUACGAAGGCAAGAUCCAGAGCCUCGACGAGUACGAGGACGAGCCUGCAGACUAUAUUCGCGACAAUGUUGUCAUUCCCAACAAGUCCAGCAGCGGCGGCGAGGACGGCGAAGAAGAGGAGGAGGACGACGAUGAUCAAGACGAUGAGGACGAGGAAGAGCGCACGCGCGCCUCUUCGCAGCUCUUGCUCGAGGACCUGCGUCCCCGCGCCAAUCUGCCUCCUCUGCUCAUGAAGCUGACCGAGCGCCGUCCCGAGCGUCUGCACUACUUGGGCGUCUCCUACGGCCUCACCGAGCAACUCUUCCGCUUCUGGCAACGCGGUGGCUUUACUCCCGUGUAUCUGCGGCAAACAGUCAACGAGCUCACUGGUGAGCACACUUGCAUCAUGCUCAAAGCGCUGGAUGCUGGCGAUCUCCACACCAACUGCCCCGAUGGCUGGCUCGACACCUAUUGGACUGAUUUCCGUCGUCGGUUCCUGUCCCUCCUUUCCUUCCAGUUCAAGACAUUCGCCCCGGCCACAGCACGGAGCAUUUUUGGACGGCCAGGAUCGAGCUUUGAAGACGGCCGAGUGCUGACAAAGGAGGCUGCGGACGCGCUGUUCACUGUCUUUGACUUGAAGCGUCUCGAGUCCUAUGCCCGAAAUCUUGUGGACUACCACGUCAUUCUUGAUUUGAUUCCCCAGCUUGCAAUGGAAUGGUUCCAAAACCGUAUUCCGGUGCAACUCUCCCCGACACAGGCCGAAAUCCUCCUCGCAGUCGGUCUCCAGCACAAGGACGUCGAUUCCCUGGAGAAGGAGCUGGCGCUGCCUUCGCAGCAGAUUCUCGCCUUGUUCAACAAGUCCAUGCGUAAACUUUCCAUCUUCUUCCGCAACCUGCAAGAAGAGGCCGUCGGUGCUACUAUUGCGGCACCCAAGUCGAAAGUCCGUCAGAGCGCCGUUGAUGAUGCUGAAGACGACGAUACGUUCGAGCCGCUGGCAGAGUCUCUCGAUUCCGAGCUUGCCUCGAGUGCCAGCUCUGUCAAGCAGGGUCUGCAGCAAAAGCAGCAGGCAAUGCUUGAACUUGGCGACAUGGCAGAGUACGCCAUUUCCGGCACCGAUGCGGACUGGAACAAGGCCAUUUCGUCCGGCAACGUCCCGAGUGCCAUCAGCGUCAAGAGCUCUCGCCAAAAGCGACCGGCCCCUCGUGACGAUGAGGACAACGCUGACAACGACGAUGAUGUCGGUGGCAAGCAGCAGCGUCCCAAGCACAAGGGCGGUCGCCCAGACAAGGCCGGACACGGCAAAUUUGGCGGCGAUUCGAAACGAUUCCGUCAAGACAGCCACGGCCGAUCGCCCAAGUCGCGCAAGUGA